AUGGUCCUCUUUAAGCGUUUUCGAUCUCUCUGGGGCAUCGAACCUGGUCCUCAGCAGAGUGAGUGGAAGAAGAGGUUUAUCGGGUGGAAACAGCAUGGAUAUGCCGGAAUUGAAAUCGACUUUGCUGGCAUGAGCCCUGAGGAGCUGCAACUCACACGCAGCAUCGCCGAUGAAGUCGGAUUGGAGAUCAGCGCAACCCUCUUCUCAUCCUGGCCAAAAUAUAUCGGACCUCGCCCUGCCGGCCUGACACCAAAAUACCACGCCGAGUUCUUUCGGGAACAGCUUAAGCUCGCAUCCAUAUUGAAGCCUGUGCGAGUCAAUGCUCAGUCCGGAGCUGACCACUUCACCUGGGACGAUUCUGUGCGCUUCUACCAGCUCGCCCUUCAGGUGGCAAAGGAGGAAGGAUUUGAAGGGCGAGUAUGCCACGAGACGCACCGCAAUAGGUCGCUGUUCAAUCCGUAUGCGGCGGAUUAUAUUCUGCAGAGGGUACCAGAAUUAAAGAUAACAGCGGACAUCUCGCAUUGGGUCGUCGUAUCGGAAAGGCUCCUCGACGAGGGUGAGGAAGACGCGGCCAUUCUGGCCCGAGUGAUCCCACGCGUCGGCCACAUCCAUGCCCGGACAGGAACAACGCAAUCCUCUCAGUGUCCCGAGCCACUGAACCCCGUCUUCACGGCAGAGCGCGAAUUCUUCGAGAAGUUCUGGGUGCGCGUUAUUCAGCACAGACAGAAGACGGAUCCCGAUAGCACACUUACGUGGGUUCCGGAAUACGGGCCCUAUCCAUACCAUCCGAUCAACACAGCACAGACGUUUGAUGAGCUUGCGGAUAGCGAGGGCAAGAGAUUGGAGGCGCUUUUUGCGAGUGUUGUCGGGUAA
Messenger RNA from Aspergillus calidoustus, 873 nucleotides. The record is from the annotation of a GenBank genome assembly. NCBI's taxonomy places the organism in Eukaryota, Fungi, Ascomycota, Eurotiomycetes, Eurotiales, Aspergillaceae.